GGGGCGCUGUAUUAUUUUCCAACAAAUACACAAAUAAUUGUCAGGGUUAUGUCACGUAUUCAAUAAUAAAUAAAUAAAUAAUUAAAUACAUCAUAACAAUAUUUUUUUUAAUUGUUGUUUUGAUUAAUAUACCAUUUUAUUUUUCUUACAAGUCAAAGGUACUACAAAUGGAUGAUAAUUAAUUGCCUAUUUUAAUUUUUUUGUUUAUAGAAUAUCAUAUAUUAUUAUAAACAAAAAAAAAAUACAUAAAUAAAAGAUGAGUUCAGGAUUCGUAACAGAGGCUGAAAUUGCCGAGCAGAAGAGAAUUCGUCAGGAAGAAUGGGAAAAAGUUAGAACUGCUGAUCAACCAAUUGAUGCACCUGAAGAGCCAUAUGACGGACGAUCAUUGUUUGAUAAAUUACAAGAUCAAAAAAACAAACGUGACAUGGAAUAUGAAGAAGCCCACAAACUAAAAAACAUGAUCAGAGGUCUUGAUGAUGAUGAAGUUGAAUUUUUAGAUUUAGUUGAUCAAAAAAAAAUUGAUGAAGAAAGAAAAAAAAAAAUUGAAGAAGAAAAUGAAAUGCGUGAUUUUAAAAAACGAGUUGCAUCAUUACAAGAAAAAACAUUGGAUGAAAGAUUAAAACAAGAAUUAAAAAAACCACAAUGUACUAGUAAAAAUUUAUCUGGUUCUAGUGGUAGAAUUUCACAGCAAAAAUUAUUAGCUGGUGUUGUUAUUAAAAAACAACAAGAUAAAACAACAACAACAACAACAACAACAACAGAUAAUACAAAAGGAUUAAAAAGAAAGCUAACAGAAAAUGAAGUAAGCCAAGAUUGUAAUGCAAAAGAGUGUAAAGUUGAUGAUGAAAAAAAUAAUACAACUCCAAUUGUUGAACAACAAAGUGGACUCAAGUGUAUUGGUAUAUUACCUGGUCUUGGUUCAUAUUAUGAUGAUUCAAGUGACAGUGAUUGCAGCUCUGAUUCAGAACACGAACAUGGACAUAUCAAGUAUGAUCUUUUGGGAAGAAAAAUUCCAACUAAACAUGAUGAUGAUUAAAGCUCAUUAAAUAUUUAAAAAAAAAAAAUCAUUUAAUACUUAUAUUAUUCAAAAACAUUCAUUGUAAUUAACUCAGGAAAAACAAAACAAAUGCAGAA
Messenger RNA from Aphidius gifuensis, 1134 nucleotides. Its product is annotated as PSME3-interacting protein. The transcript has 6 exons. NCBI's taxonomy places the organism in Eukaryota, Metazoa, Arthropoda, Insecta, Hymenoptera, Braconidae. Gene Ontology annotation, cellular component: nucleus. Bases 257 to 1036 code for a protein of 259 amino acids. The record is from RefSeq and is a predicted model, not a curated record.